Molecule: messenger RNA, 1457 nt
Organism: Colletotrichum destructivum
Lineage: Eukaryota; Fungi; Ascomycota; Sordariomycetes; Glomerellales; Glomerellaceae
Product: Putative FAD-binding domain, FAD/NAD(P)-binding domain superfamily
Exons: 3
Coding region: 66-1379 (437 amino acids)
Molecular function (GO): monooxygenase activity; FAD binding
Source: RefSeq, a predicted model, not a curated record
UCCAACCUGUUCAUGAAUUCCAAAGAACAGACAGUAUCGCACGAGACAAACCCUGUCGCAUCACAAUGAUGACUGACACAAGCAUUUCACCUCCAGAAUUUUCCGUCUUAGUUGUGGGCUGCGGUCUUAGUGGCCUUGCUUCUGCGCUGGCGCUUGCUCAAGCCGGUCACCGUGUGACAGUGUUUGAGCGUUGUGCCAAACUCCAAGAGAUUGGUGCCGGCAUACAACUGUCCCCCAAUGCCACGCGUCUGUUGCAGCACUGGGGCGUCUUGGAAGAGGUGCUUAAAUAUGCUGACCGACCAGAGGCCGGGACUUUCCGUUCCUAUCGGGGAGACGUGCUCUCGCAUUCGCCGCCCGUGACUCAUCCCAAAUUGGUUUGCGAAGCUCCUUACGUCGUCAUUCAUCGCGCGGACCUCCUGAAAGCGUUGCUCUCCGGAAUCGAGAGGCGUGGAGUAGAAGUAGAAAUCAAACUGGGCAGCAGCGUCAGCGAGAUCGACUUCAACAAGCCCUCCCUGCGCCUCUCCACUGGCGAGGUCUACGAAGCGGACCUCAUCUUGGGUGCCGACGGGCAAAGAUCCUACUGCAGAAGUGGCAUGCUCGGUCGUGAAGAUCCUCCCUUCAGCCCUGGCGACGUCGUUUACAGGGUCUCCGUCCCUAUGAAGGACGUGAACGAAAACCAUCCAGCCUGGGACCUGAAAGAACAAUCCAGCGUCAAUUUCUGGAUGGGUCAGGGCGGACAUGUGGUCUCGUACCUGAUCCAACACGACAUGCUCAACUUGGUUCUGAUAUACGCCGAGGGUGAGACCUGCGAGGCCAUGUACGGGCCGCAGCGAGCAGACAUGGAAGAGUUCAGGAGUAAAAUCUCGGGCUGGGACCCGAUUCUUCAUCGGCUUCUCGACGUGGAAGGAUCUGUUUGCACCAAGUGGACUCUGUUCCAGAUCCAAGAACUGAACCAAUGGCGCCAUGAGAGCGGACGGUUUACGUUGAUUGGCGAUGCCGCCCACGCGAUACUGCCAUGCCUCGCCCAGGGUGCUGCACAAGCCUUCGAGGAUGCCGGAGUCCUCGGAGCGAUAUUUAGCCAGCCGUUGAGGCCUGAUCAAAUCCCGGAUGCCCUUAGGGUGUUCGAGGAGGUGCGCAGGCCGCGAGCGUCGCAUGUCAGACGUCGCACAUUAGACCAGAAGGCCAUGUUUGCUCUUGCAGAUGGACCAGAACAGGAAGAACGUGAUAAAAAACUUCGUUCGGGUGCCGAUUAUAGGCUGUUUGAGCGGCUUUGGGAUUAUAAUGCCGUUCAAGAUGGGCAAGAGGCCUGGAAAAGGUUUCUAACCGCCCAGACACAUUCAGAACGGAGUGUAGAUGUAUGCACAAGGGGGGGUGCUUGAAGAAUAAAGGAUAAGGACCGAUUAAUCCCCAUUCGUUAUAUAGAGUUGAACACAACAUAACCCAUGAAUCUAUCUAAG